AAUGAUCGCCCGGCGUUAACAAACCCCGACAUAUUUUCUGUGCAGUCGCGACCGAGCGUCACUUCCAUCGUGUGUGCAACGCCACUCGCACGCCCACGCCCACGCCGCCACGCCCCUCCCAAUGCUGCGUCGCCAGCUGUCGCCAGCCGCGCAGUGGCACAGAAGGCCCGUCUGCCUCUUCUGCGCUGCCCGCAGCCAGACACGACUAAAAUCAGUCCGAGCCGCCCCAUCCAAAUCCAAGCCAGUCGCUCCCAGAAAAGUCGUCGUUAGGAAGAAGGGAAAGAGCUCCGAUAGCCAAGAGGGAAAUGUCAAGGCGGAGGAUGGAUCAAAGUCUCUCAUCGAGGCCCUCCUGGGUGACAAGAGGGCGAGGAGGCAGAAAAGGGACGAAGAACGAGAGUCGAUCCCCAUCAGCGAGAUGUUCCCCGACGACCUCAACUUUGAAGAGAUCAAAGUCAGCAAGCCACCCGUCCCCAUGCUAUCGUACGGUCUCGACCGCGUCCUCUUCAACCCCGGUGUAUAUCGCCUGCAGGACCCACGCUCACGGGUGUACAACUUCGAUCCAUACCUCGAGAAGAUUAUGCCGGCGAACGAGUUCGACUUUGAAGCGUUGAGCGAAUACAAGACGUCCUCCAAGGAUGAGAAUCUGCUAGCGUUGACAAAGGAGAUUGGCACAAAGUUCACAGGCUCUACAUCGAGCAUGUCGAGCAUGCUUCAGCACUUCCAUUACGUCCUCUCAAAUUUCCGCAAACUGAACCACGGCAUGCUCUCCCGCCAAUUUCCUGACCCUACGCCCAGAUUCUCCAGAAUCACGCUUGGCCCCAGUGCCGUCUUCCUCCGAUACAGGGAUGGUAUCUACGCUUUGGACGCCGACAAGUCUUAUGAUAGCCCCAAUAUCAUGAGCUGGCUGGGUCACUCGCUAGAGAAGCUCCUCACAACCGAACGCAGCGAGUUCGAAAAGUUCCGAAGAUCAAACCCAGAAAAGGCAACCGUCGAGAAGGAGGCUGGUCGUUGCUACCACUAUUCGAAGCAGGGCAACAUCCUGAUGCGCUCGCAGCUCGAUGCAAUCGAUCCCCGGUUACCCGGAACGGGCGUCUUUGACUUGAAGACGCGAGCUGUUAUCUCGAUCCGCAUGAACCACAAGGACUAUGAAGAGGGCGCGGGCUACCAGCUUCGUCACAAUCUAGGCGAGUGGGAGUCGUUUGAACGCGAGUUCUAUGACAUGACGCGCGCGACCAUGCUGAAAUACUCCCUGCAAGCCCGCAUGGGACGCAUGGACGGCAUCUUCCUUGCUUACCACAACAUUGAGCGCAUCUUCGGCUUCCAGUACUUGAGUCUCUCCGACAUGGAUGCUGUCCUCCACGGCCAGCAUGACACGGUACUGGGAGAUCAAGAGUUUAAGCUGUCUUUAGGUCUCGUUGAUGAAAUCCUUACCAAGGCCACUGCUGCAUUUCCUGAAACGUCUAUUCGGUUGCACUUUGAAGCGCGCGAAGGCAAGACGCCGUUCAUGUACGUGUUUGCCGAGCCCGUCACCGAGGAGCAAGCAGACGAGAUACAAAACGCUGGAGAGGCCGCUCAGCAAGAGUUUGCACGACGCGUUGUUGGUAUUGGAAAGGACGAUCCUGAAGCUCAAGCCGCUUGGCAAGAAGCUCAAGACGACGUUGACGAACAAGUCGGUGCAGAUCAGGCCCCACAGGAACCUAUAGCACACGAAGAGGAACCUCUGACCAAGAUCAAAGAGUCUCCUGAUGACGUUGUCGAGGAAGCUGUCGAGGAGCAAGAAACGAUUGCGGAGCCUGCCGAAGGCGAAGAGGCCAGCGCGGAAGAUACCGUGCAGCCCACAUCAGCUCCCAAGGAACCUUUGAUGGGCUGGACGCUGACUGUCCGCAGUCAGGUCAACGGAGGCUAUGUGGACCGACCAGAGCAGCUGAGCGAGUACGAUGACUGGAAGCUUGAGUACCAUCUGAAAGAGAUACCUGCGGAAACACGUUUGAAGCUGUACACAGCGCUGAAGGCACGAAGACACGACCUUAUCGGACAAGACGAGGAAGCGGUCGAUAAGAGUCUCAAGCACUACCGUGAUGUCAUCUCGCGCUACACCAACCGUGGACGCAAAUGGAGAGAGGAGCAAGACAAGCUCAAUGACGCAAAGGGUGUGCAGAUCUUCCGACCGCUCGGCCCUGGCUCAAACGCAAAGGUCGUGGCGUCAGAUUAUGAACUUACGAAAGGGACUGAAGGUUCUGAAAAGACCGAGGUCUCGCAAGAGCAGGCAGCGGAGGAGCCCUACAGUGACGAAUCGAAGCCAAACGAGUCGCUUUCCAAGGACAAGAAGGAGGAGGUACUGGAUGGCUUGCCCUCCGUGCCGUCAUAAGGGCCAUGAUAAAGCUUAGGAUCUGGCGUUCUUCCCCUACCCAGGGUCUAGAGGGUAAAUGGUUACAUGAUUGAACGUUCUAAAAUAUAGAUGUAAGAGUAUAUGUACAAUUAGGGUUACGGCGGAUUCGAUACCAGGGAGUGAAUAGAUGAGAACGAGUAACGUCUUAAGCAAAAUCCUACACAUCACUC
This is a messenger RNA of Alternaria rosae, 2559 nucleotides long. Its product is annotated as mitochondrial protein Pet127-domain-containing protein. Gene Ontology annotation, cellular component: mitochondrial envelope; mitochondrion. Lineage: Eukaryota; Fungi; Ascomycota; Dothideomycetes; Pleosporales; Pleosporaceae. The transcript has 2 exons. The coding region runs from base 122 to 2368 and encodes 748 amino acids. The record is from RefSeq and is a predicted model, not a curated record. Gene Ontology annotation, biological process: mitochondrial RNA 5'-end processing.